AUAAAUAAAGAAAAAAAAACUGUCAAGAAUCAAGAGAUAUGCUGCCCUUAACCUGUAGAACCCAAGGCUUAAUUACAGUGACUCCAAGCAAGACAGCCGGAGUCCAACAAAGUAAAGCUUCUGAAUGAGAGGAAAACGAGUAGAACUAGAAUCCCUCUGGGAGGAAGUGAGGGAGGUCAGCCUAGGAAACUCCGUGGACCGCCUCCAUUCUCCCCCGACGCCACUCCAAUUCCUCAGAGACUUUGUAUCCCAAAACAAACCCUGCUUAAUCUCCAACUCCAUCUCCCAUUGGCCAGCCCUUUCCCUUUGGCCCACCCCUUCCUACCUCUCUACUUCCCUCUCCUCCUCCCUCGUCUCCCUCCACCUCACUCCCGAUGGCCAGGCCGACGCCCUAGCCCCCCACCCUUUGCACCCUUCCCUCUGCUUCGUCUCGGCCCACGUCCAACCCACCCCUUUCCCUCACGCCCUCGACCUCAUCCGUCAACCUCCCAAUCAUUUGGUAGCCUAUUUGCAGCAGCAAAACGACUGUCUCAGAACCGAGUACAGCGAACUCGAGUCCGAUUGCGAUGACCAUAUUCCAUGGGCCUCAGAGGCUUUAGGCUGCCUUCCGGAGGCUGUCAAUCUCUGGAUUGGAAACCAUCUAUCGGAGACUUCUUUCCACAAAGACCAUUACGAGAAUUUGUACGCCGUCGUUUCCGGGGAGAAGCAUUUUUUGCUACUUCCCCCUACUGACGUUCACCGCAUGUAUAUUAGGGACUAUCCAGCAGCUCGAUACUGCUAUUCCGAGGAGAGUGGAGAGUUUCGGUUAGAGCUUGAAGAGCCGGAGAGACGCGUGCCAUGGUGUAGUGUGGAUCCUUACCCUGCAACGGGGAGUGAGGAGAGGUCGAAAUUUCCAUUGUAUUUUAAUGGGCCUAAGCCGUUUGAGGUUACUGUUAAGGCUGGAGAAAUUCUUUACUUACCAAGUAUGUGGUUUCAUCACGUUAGACAGAGCCCAGGAGAUGGAGGAUGCACUAUUGCUGUAAAUUACUGGUAUGAUAUGCAAUUUGAUAUCAAGUAUGCCUACUUCAACUUCUUGCAAUCACUUCCUUACCAAUCAACUGAUGAUCAAACGAUACCAGAGAGUGAAUGUGAGGAUUUAGGAUAUCAUCCACCUCCCAACCAUUUAAGCAGGAACUUGAGAUAUCUCAAGGACCAUGAGGACUGCUGCGGGCUGCCCUAUGUCAACAUGAUUAAAGUUUUGACGAAUUCUCAAAGAGCAGUGCUGUCUGCUACCUGAAAGUCAUGGCAUCAUUAGAGAGCCUUAGAAACUUUGCGUAAGGGUCCCAAUAACCUCAACAGAACAGGGUGAUAGAUCAUGAAACUGACGAUCAUAUUCAGAGUGAGGUUUGGUGGUAGCAGCAAAUAAUUGUUCUGGGUAUUUCACUGACAUGGAUUUUAUUCUGUGAAACUUUUUCAGGAACACAUUGAUACCACUGAAUGUUUAAUAUUUUAUCGAAAGUUUACAGAGUUUACAAUUGAAUGAGUGACCUUAAUGGAAUAUGGAUGGAUAUGUUUCCUAUA
Molecule: messenger RNA, 1560 nt
Organism: Theobroma cacao (cacao)
Lineage: Eukaryota; Viridiplantae; Streptophyta; Magnoliopsida; Malvales; Malvaceae
Product: 2-oxoglutarate (2OG) and Fe(II)-dependent oxygenase superfamily protein
Source: RefSeq, a predicted model, not a curated record